This is a messenger RNA of Polypterus senegalus (gray bichir), 1519 nucleotides long. It is a transcript of the gene polr1g, whose product is annotated as RNA polymerase I subunit G. Lineage: Eukaryota; Metazoa; Chordata; Cladistia; Polypteriformes; Polypteridae. The transcript has 3 exons. Gene Ontology annotation, biological process: transcription by RNA polymerase I. The coding region runs from base 188 to 973 and encodes 261 amino acids. The record is from RefSeq and is a predicted model, not a curated record.
UCCCCUCCUAAGUACAUCCAGGGCAAAGGUCGAAACUCCAGCGCUGUACAGAUGCGCACGUGUUUCUGUUUGUUCUCAAUUUCGUCUUCAGCUCUGUUUUUCUUUGUGACAAUGACAUUUUAAAACAUCGGACUGUGCUGUAUGGGGAACCAACUGAUUAUUUUACCAGGGGAAGACCAGAGUCGGAAUGUUAAGAAGAUUUAAGGACAUCUCCUCCUCCUCCAGUAGCAGCGAGGAGGACGAGACGCCGAAACCUGUGAAAAGCCAACCGAAAGGCUGCACCCCUGUCACCGCUGACAAGACGGCCACAGAGAGGAGACCUGCUUUGGAGUGUCCCCAGGAUUUUGUCCCUUGCUCCGAUGACCGCCUCAGCAGACUAACUCUUGACAAGCUGACAGCCCCUAACACUGAGCUUUGGCUGAUCAAAGCACCGGUUGGGUUUUCUCCUAGCAGUUUUUCUGACAAGAAGGUACCUCUGAUUGGUUUUAACACUGUUAAAACUCGUGUAGAUGGAGAGAAGAAAAUCUACAAUGUGCUCAGUAGCCAGAAGGAGCUGCCAAAUACAUGUGUCUUGGCUCUUGAUCAGCAAUGUGACUUAAAGUUAGGCUCACCCUUCUGCGGUAUUUUAAACAUCAGUGAAAAGUGUGACACGAGUAAUACAAGUUUUGUAUCUAAUGCUCUUCCAGCCAUACCAGCCCCUCAAAUCCCACCAUGUCUAAAACAAAGAUUUAUUCCUUUUGGAAGCAUUGCUUCCUCUAAAUCUCCCAGUCUGCUUCAGUCAAAUUUAGAUACUAAUACACACCAUGUGAAAAAGAAGAGGAAAAAAGAAAAGCAUUACAAACAAGUUAAGGAGGAGCCUGAUAUGGUGGAACUAGUGGUCAAAAACAUUAAAGUGGAAGAGAAUGAGAACAUGGACCUACCUGAAUUGUGCAGAAAGAAAAAGAAAAAGGACAAGAAAAAAUAUGUGGAAUAAGGUUAACAGCCGCCUGGGCAUAUUAGGGAAAGGAAAAUACAGCCCUUAUUGCAAGCAGUUGUCUUCAUAUUGUGCCAAAUCAGAUUCUUAAAUACUUUGUUUGUAAGAGUCCGAUUAUGAUUACAUUUUUAGUUUCCCAGUAUUAAAUAAGUAAAAAAAGAAUUUUGUGUGUUCAAUGACUGUAAUCUCAGAAAAGCAUGUUUGUCCCUUGUUACUUAAUGUGUACCAAGUUAUUCACUUAGUGAACUGGUUAUAAAAAAUCUCUCAUCAAAACAUUUUCUUUUUUUUUAAAUAUUUUACUACCCCAAAUGAUUCAUAAUGAUAGAGAAGAAGUUUCAUAUUUUUAUUAAGAAUAAAGUUGAUAGAGUGGGCAACUGUGGGGACAAAUGCUGGACAAAAGCAAACAUCAAAAAGGUGCAUGGAAAAAAUAUGUUAACUGUGUUGUAAAAUCAAUAUGUUGAGUUAUCUAGCUGUAUGCUUGGAACAUACAAAAGUCACGGAUUUUUUACAAAAAUAUUGUCAAAUAAAUAUGAAAAAUCAAAAGUA